AGCUCUUCACACUUCUUCCCCAGCUCUAAGAAUUCUUCUGAGCUUAAUUUCAUCAUUUGCUGAAAUCAUGAGCAGCUCUGAUGAAUGGAAGCCUUUUCUAGCAAUGAUAGCUAUCGAUUUUGCUUUUGCAGUAGUGAAUAUUCUGCUCAAGAAAUCCCUUCAAGAGGGAAUGAAUCAUUUGGUUUUCAUCACUUACAGGUUGAUUACUUCUAGUAUUUUUCUGGCACCGAUCGGCUACUUUUGGGAAAGAAAUGGCAGGCCAAGGCUCACAUUUAGAAUUUUAUGUUACCUCUUUCUCAGUGCCAUUGUUGGGACAUCAGUUACACAAUAUUUUUUCCUCCUGGGAAUACAAUAUACUUCUGCUACCUUUGCUUGUGCCUUUAUCAACAUGGUUCCUGUGAUCACAUUCCUCAUGGCAUUGCCAUUUGGGUUGGAGAGUGUGGACAUAAAAUGCAACAGUGGGAGAGCAAAGAUCCUAGGAACAGUGGUGUGCAUUGGAGGAGCACUGAUGUUGACACUGUACAAAGGGAAGCCAUUGUUCAGUUUUGAUUCUCACUAUGAUUCUUCUGCAUCAUCAGCACCAAUAUCAACGAGUUCUGCGGUAAAGUUGGUUGCUUCAUCUGUGAGCCCUGGGAAAUGGACCCUUGGUGUUAUAGCUUUGAUCCUGGGAACACUGUUUUGGUCUUCAUGGUUUAUUGUGCAAUCAAAAAUAAGCAAAAGGUUCCCUUGUCAGUAUUCUAGUACAGCCAUAAUGACCUUCUUUGGGGCCAUUCAAUCUGCUGUUCUUAGCUUAGCCACUGGAAGGAACUUGUCCAUGUGGGUUCUCAAGGGAAAGAUGCAAAUCGUCACUGUUCUGUUUUCUGGAAUGGUAGGAUCAGGAUUGUGCUUCGUGGGAAUGUCAUGGUGUGUGAAGAAAAGGGGUCCAGUCUUCACUGCAGCUUUCAGCCCUCUUGUGCAGAUUAUGGCUGCCAUGAUCGAUGUCCCUCUCUUGCAUGAACAGCUUCAUCUUGGAAGUGUAUUGGGAUCCAUUCUGGUGAUGCUGGGGUUAUAUAUUCUUCUGUGGGGAAAGCACAAGGAGAUGCAGAAUAAGAAGACGAAGCUGGUCGUCGUCCAAGAAGCUGAAGAAAUCAAAGAACAAGACCCACCAAUUCAACAACAAAUCACUGUUUCCUGUGACUGACGUUGUUCUUAAUGUUCAUUGAAUUUAAUGUGUUCCAUUUCAUCAAUAUCAUAAAAACUUUGAAGCCUCCUCAUUUAGUGUUUAAAUUGAGAAUCAAUAAUGGCAACACGGUUUCAUCCGUCUGCGUCUUCCUUCUCAAUUAUUUUUUCAUAAAUAUUAUUGUUGUAAACGGA
Messenger RNA from Neltuma alba, 1353 nucleotides. Its product is annotated as WAT1-related protein At3g30340-like. NCBI's taxonomy places the organism in Eukaryota, Viridiplantae, Streptophyta, Magnoliopsida, Fabales, Fabaceae. The transcript has 6 exons. The record is from RefSeq and is a predicted model, not a curated record. Gene Ontology annotation, cellular component: membrane. Gene Ontology annotation, molecular function: transmembrane transporter activity. Bases 68 to 1180 code for a protein of 370 amino acids.